This is a messenger RNA of Cooperia oncophora, 318 nucleotides long. NCBI's taxonomy places the organism in Eukaryota, Metazoa, Nematoda, Chromadorea, Rhabditida, Trichostrongylidae. The record is from the annotation of a GenBank genome assembly.
AUGGUAAAUGAUGGCUUCUUUAAGAUCUCGGAAACGCUGAAGCCCGUUCGGAAUCACUUCAAAGUCGGACAUAAAGUGGAAGCGAUUGAUCAGAGGAGUUUUAACGGCAAGACGUGUCCAGCAACAAUUGUGGAGGUCACGAAGAGUCAGAUUCAAAUUCACUUCGAUGGCUGGAAUAAUGGCUACGAUAUCAAAGAGCCGUACUAUACACGAUUCGUCAUGCCAGUCGGUUGGUCGGCGAAGAAUGGAGUAGAAAUCAGCCCUCCAAAGGCGGCUGGAAAGAGUAAGUCAGCACAGUCCUAUACAAUAAAAGUAUAA